This is a messenger RNA of Hibiscus syriacus, 1223 nucleotides long. Its product is annotated as IST1 homolog. Gene Ontology annotation, biological process: protein transport. Bases 386 to 1219 code for a protein of 277 amino acids. Lineage: Eukaryota; Viridiplantae; Streptophyta; Magnoliopsida; Malvales; Malvaceae. The record is from RefSeq and is a predicted model, not a curated record. The transcript has 5 exons.
AAGUCCAAUCGAUUCGGAUCCCUAAUUUCUUUCCUUCACCUCUAAGAUCCUAAUUAUCGUUAACAAUUACGGAUUACCGCUCAAAUCAAAAUCACAUCUAAGUUUCAUGGUUCGAAAGAUUUUAAAGAAAAAUAAAACUUUUAAUCCUUUGGAUUCGAUUCACUUCUCAUAACCCUCCUUUUUUGGAGGAAAAAAAAUGUUUCGCAUGAGCUUCAAGCCAGACAAAUUGUAAAUUUCCAUUUUUCAAUUAUGUUUCAGUAACUGUUUUGUUAAGGUGGUUUUUUGGAUUGAGGAGGAUGUGAUUGUUUGAUUUUUCGCGUUUUCAAUUUUUACUUAUUUAUCCAGCAAGCUAGCUUUAAAGCUAGCGAUACCGCGAAUAAAAGUAAUGAAGAACAAGAGGGAAGCACAUUUUAAGCAGUUAAAGAGGGAAUUGGCUCAAUUACUGGAGUCUGGGCAGGAUCAAACUGCCAGAAUUCGGGCGGAGCAUGUGGUUAACGAAGAAAAAACUAUGGCAGCAUAUGAUCUUCUUGAGAUAUAUUGUGAACUCAUCGUGGCACGAAUGCCAAUGAUCGAGUUUCAGAAAAACUGCCCAAUCGACUUGAAGGAGGCAAUUUCGAGUGUCAUUUUCGCAUCUGCAAGGUGUGAGGAGAUACCAGAACUCAAGGAUGUCACCAAACAUCUUACAGCAAAAUAUGGAAAAGAUUUCACUUCUGCUGCUCUUGAACUGCGUCCGGAUUGUGGUGUUGGUCGUUUGUUGGUUGAAAAGUUAUCUAUCAAAGCACCUGAUGGCCAGACCAAACUCAAAAUUUUGAUUGCAAUUGCAGAGGAACACAAUAUCAAGUGGGACCCUGAAUCAUUUGGAGCAAAAGAACCAAAGACAUAUGAUGACUUGAUGAAUGGGCCAAAUGCUUUGUUGGAGGCCACCAAAAUUUCGGCAGGUCGUCCUAAUACCCAGACUUCAGGCAGUCAUUAUGAGCAGAGACCGACUAGUGUUCAAGUUCCUAGUCCUAAUGUUCAAUCUCCAAAACAAAUUGCUAAAAAUGAUGUGCCCUCAAGCUUUAAUGAGCUCAGCUCAAGAUUAUCUCCUCAUCCUAAAAAAAUUGAUUACUCAAAUAUUAGUGUCAAUGAUUCAAUCUCGUCUGAAACUUAUCCUCCAAAAUCAAAAACUCGAGGUACGCAUAUUGUUCAGUUCUUACUUAUCUUAUCCAUUGUUUGUUAAUUAU